This is a messenger RNA of Melampsora larici-populina 98AG31, 318 nucleotides long. RefSeq lists its product as uncharacterized. The transcript is spliced from 6 exons. NCBI's taxonomy places the organism in Eukaryota, Fungi, Basidiomycota, Pucciniomycetes, Pucciniales, Melampsoraceae. Gene Ontology annotation, cellular component: mitochondrial membrane. Gene Ontology annotation, biological process: regulation of heme biosynthetic process. The record is from RefSeq and is a predicted model, not a curated record. The coding region runs from base 1 to 318 and encodes 105 amino acids.
AUGGCCUCCCAAACAACCGAUUAUCUUGGCGUUGCUUACGCAUUAUUUGUAGCUGGCGGUGGGCUCAUAGGUUAUUUGAAAGCGUCUAGUGUACCUUCGUUAAUCGCGGGUGGUGGCUCUGGCGCACUGAUUGGGCUGGGUGCAUAUCGUGCACAGGUUCAUGGAAAGCCAGAUUUGGUUUUCGCUGUUAGCCUUGCAUUGUCGAUCUUCAUGGGUAAAAGGUUUUUGAACUCUGGUAAACUGAUGCCUGCAGGUAUCACUUCUAUUGUAUCUAUAGCCAUGGCAAUUCGUUAUGGACUCAGGCUAUUGAAGAAUUAA